Messenger RNA from Dromiciops gliroides (monito del monte), 1772 nucleotides. It is a transcript of the gene HSD17B12, whose product is annotated as hydroxysteroid 17-beta dehydrogenase 12. Gene Ontology annotation, molecular function: oxidoreductase activity. Gene Ontology annotation, cellular component: endoplasmic reticulum. Lineage: Eukaryota; Metazoa; Chordata; Mammalia; Microbiotheria; Microbiotheriidae. The transcript has 11 exons. The coding region runs from base 134 to 1069 and encodes 311 amino acids. The record is from RefSeq and is a predicted model, not a curated record.
UCUGCAGUCGGGCCGGCCUUUGGGACGGGCGACUUCACCACUUUAUCAGUGUCUCAGCGGUCGUGGCUGUCCGCUGUCCGACUUCGCUUCCGGCUGCGGUCCCUCGUGUCUCCCUGUGCCUCGGUCUCCCGCCAUGGAGUCUUCCUCCUCCCUCGCCGCUGUCUUCUUUUGGGUGGGCGUGAUCACCGUGGCCUAUCUGGCCCUGCGGCUCUUGUACAACCUCUUGUCGGCCUUCUGGGUCUGGGGCAUGGCCCACUCGGAGGUCGGUCCGUCGCUGGGCGAGUGGGCAGUUGUCACGGGGGCUACCGAUGGAAUUGGAAAAGCAUAUGCAGAAGAGUUAGCAAAGCGUGGGAUGAAGAUUGUUCUCAUCAGCAGAUCCCAGGAAAAACUGAAGGACACAGCUAAUGAAAUAAAAGAAAAAUUCAAAGUGGAAACCAAGACGAUUGCUGUUGACUUUGCAUCAGCUGAUAUCUAUAACAAGAUCCAGAUAGGCCUGGCAGGCCUCCAGAUUGGUGUUCUAGUGAACAAUGUGGGUGUGUCAUAUGAGUAUCCCGAAUACUUUUUGGAUGUUCCAGACCUCGAUAAUUUUAUCAAUAAAUCGAUAAAUAUUAACAUCCUCUCUGUUUGCAAGAUGACACAAUUGGUGCUGCCCGGCAUGCUGGCAAGAUCUAAAGGUGCAAUUCUGAACAUUUCAUCUGCCAGUGGGAUGUUCCCGGUUCCACUGCUGGCUAUUUACUCAUCGACCAAGGCUUUUGUGGAUUUCUUCUCCCAGUGCCUCCAUGCGGAGUACAGGAGCAAGGGCAUCUUUGUGCAGAGUGUCCUACCAUUCUUUGUGGCCACGAAACUGGCAAAAAUCAGAAGGCCCACCUUGGAUAAGCCAUCAUCCAAGACAUUUGUGAAGUCUGCAAUUAAGACAGUCGGUGUGUGGUCCCGCACCUACGGCUACCCCAUCCACGCCAUUAUGGGCUGGUUCAUCUUACUGUUGCCUUCAUGGCUUUCCUUGAAAGUAGCAAAGUCUUCAAACCAGAGUACGCGCGCUCGCUACCUAAAGAAGGCCCACAAAACCUAAGCUGGGCUGAGCCCAUCAAGGAUUUCCAGCAGAUGGUCCGACGCAUCCACAUUCUCUGCGGAAACCAACCUUUCAAAUCUCCAGUUAUCACUUUUUAAUUUAGUAAUCGGACUAAAUGCUUUGGGGUUUGGGGAGAAGGCAUAAAUUAUUUCCAAGGCCUUCUGCCUUAGACUGCUCACUGGAAGACUAAGUCAGAAACUUCAAAUAAGAGAUUACUCAGUUAGUGAGGAAUCCUUGCUUUAAAAACAAAGCAGAAUCAGAUUAAGGCGGGGUGGGGGUGGGGGGCAGGGCAGAUUGCAAGAGAGCUGCUUACUAACUCACAGAAUUGAAUGACUGCCAAGGGACCUCAGAAGCUUCAUCAGGACCAAAAAACCUGAACCUCACCUGGUUUUGUCAUCCUCAAGGCAUUAUUUGUAUAAUCUGAGUUGUACUUGCUAAGCAAUGGCUUGGCUGCUAUUAACCGUUCUAAGGGAUGAGAGGAGCUUGAUUCAUUGUAUGGGGGUGGGGGGUGGGGGGCGCGGGAUUCAUGCAGUUUGUGUAGACAUUUGGAAGGUCUUUUUAGACCUAUGUAAAGUCUGCAUAUGUGUAAGCUCCUCAAAAGCAGGGACUUGCCUGGUUUUUGCCUUGUAUCCCAGGCACCCAGUGCUUCACCUGCCUAACCAGGAGCAGACGCUGAAUAAAAUUCUGCUUGUGUUUGACCCAA